AAAAUAUUUACGCAAUUGCAUUAUACAUGGGCAGCCCCAAGGCCCGGAUGGGGAUGCCCAUGAGUCGUCGCUGUUUAGCGCCCAAAAAUGAUCAAAAUCAAGGAAUUGUUAUUGUAUGGGUGCUUUGCGGGAUAUGAAGAAGAGUACGAGCGCGAAGAUGCACCAGGAAUCAUGGUCAUUAUGCCGGUUGCGGCCAGCAUUGGUAUGCGACCAUGUCUCCCCCCGAGUCGCAAGGCGUCGAAUGGCGCCUUCGAGGACGUCCAAUAUCCGCCGUACAUCCGCCAGAGGAUUAUAUGACGAGACCACGAGAACGAGGAGCUGGAGCAGACGGCCACGACAACACAACAGACGAGAAAGAAUGCUGUGGGCAGCAGCAGCAAUCGCGAGCGCAAUGGCGGCGUCGGGAGGGCUACAGCAUCUUCACCUUGUAGAAGCGACGCGGGUGACGAAGCGGUCCGCGGAGAGCGACUAUGCGCAAGAGACGAUGAAGUAUCUGAACAAAAACUGCAAGUACCACUCCCCUCCGACGGACUUGUCGCUGCUGUCCCACACCAAUGCGGACGGGGAAACGCAGGUCUCGGACGUCUACGGGUUUGCGCGAAACCGCGAGCACAGGCUGAAACUGCGUCUCACCGACCUAGCCGUCCUCACCGCGAGCGUGGAGGGCCACAGCAGCGCAAGCAGCGGCACGGAGGUUGUGGAGAUCAAAGUUUUGUCCCGGGGCUCCCCGGUGCUGACCGGCAGCCGCGUGCUGGGCUUCGCGGGGCACCGGACGAGACGCAUAUUGCAGGCACGACUGUCAGCGGGGGAGGAAUACGAAAUUGCGGUUCAUGUCGGGCAAUUUGAAGACUUGAUGGACGGCGCCGAGUGCAUUCCGGCCAGGCUGGAUCUCCACGUCGUCCCGGUUUCGCGGGCGGCCUUCGCGUGGCCGACCUCCUGCCCAAAGAACAGCUUAGAACCGCCAAGCGGUGCUCUGGCGGGCGCGAGUGACCCCGCUGCGUCUGCAAGCAGUGGCGCCCUUGGAUCGUCCCUGUCGAAGUGGAUUGCGGGGUCCUCCUCGGAGCCAGAGUUCACGCUGAGCGACACGGUCCCGUUCGCAUUGGACUCGCGGACCGGUCAAACGGUCAAAACAGGGGACGACCCUAAUUUACCCUCUCCCUACGUGUAUCAGGCGUCAACAGGAUCCUCGACGAGCACCUCAGAGACAGCGGACUUCACGCAGAAGAUCUGGUCAGUGGUCAUGAACGUUCCCCAGAGGCUGCAUCGGUUCGCAAGGUUCUACUACAAAGCCAGUUUUCGUUUUGCGGCACUACCCAUGGCCUUGAUACUGGAACAGUACCCGCAAGACGACAGCAGUAGUACAAGUAGCAGUGGCAGUCUUCCAACA
This is a messenger RNA of Amoebophrya sp. A120, 1387 nucleotides long. NCBI's taxonomy places the organism in Eukaryota, Dinophyceae, Syndiniales, Amoebophryaceae. The record is from the annotation of a GenBank genome assembly.